GAUUUUCCCAUUGCCGCUCUUUCCUUCCGCUUCUUUUGGCUGUUCAGAAUUCACUUAUUUAAAGUCCCAAAUCUCGACCCAUUUUCGCACAUCCUUCUUCUCCCCCACAACCUCAACAACCUCUUACAACCUCCAUCAACUUCAACAAUACUUUGAUCAGUCAUCUAUUUUCAUCUGUCGCAUAGGAUUUUCGAAUACUAUCGUCGUCGUCGAUAUCGCACAACGCGCACUCUUCAUAGCAACCACACUUCACAACAAAACACCCAACCAAAGCUUCCACUACCGCAAUUAUGCCAAAUUGGAAGUCUUAUGAAGCAACCGUUCGCCUCCUCAGCGCCAUUGUGGCUGCCCAUCCAAAUCUCAAACUAGAUUACGCAGCAAUGGCAAAGUGGUUGGAUGAUGGUACCACGGCAUCUGCUCUCGAGCAUAGAUUUCGACCCAUCAAAGCUGCUGCUAAGAAUGCCACCGCCGAUAAAUACGGUGAUGGUGUUACAGGUAAGGCUAUAUCCACUCGCUUCGAAAGAAUGCGCAAGGAAUCCGCUUGGGAUCUUAACUCUCCGCCCGGUACUAAUGAUUUCCUAGGUACAACACCCAAGAAGGGUCGUGCUCAGCGAACACCCAAGAAGAACGCCAAGAAAGCCGCUGUAUCCAGCAACGAGGAAGGAGAUGAUGAUAGCGAUAUGGAAAUGCCCACACCAUCUAAGAAGGGUUCUCCGGUCAAAAAGGAAACCAUCAACAAAGUCAAGGGCGGCCGCGUUGAGAAAAAACCCGCUACUCCUAGCCGUGCUGUGAAAAACGCCAUCAAGAGCUACGUCGAUUCCGAUGAUGAUGGAGACGAUGAUUUCAUCAUCAAGGACGAGGAUUUCAGUGCUUAUGAUUUUGGUCGCGCUGCAGAGGGUGAUGAGGAUAUGCUUGCUGGUGGUGUAUUUGAUGGUGGAAAUGGAAAUGGUCAUGGCUAUGGCCACGGAAAUGGAAAUAAUGUUGCUGAGGAGGAAGAUGUUUUCUACGACGACGAGUCCUAGAUUUUUUUUUCAGUUUGUAACGGAUGUUGUGAUUGCGAUGGAACAUCGAAUAGCGCGAUAACGACACAGCGAUCACAAAAUCAUGCAUGCUACGACAUUCGGAUCCUGGAUGAUUUAUUUUCGUUGGCUCAGACACGACAACCCUUUUCAUCGUCUCACCUCUACUUCAACUUUCGACGUUUUCCUCUUCUCGCCUAUUCUUCAUGCAAAUACUUCAUUUCAUGAAUACAAUUAGGGGAGGUCCUCAUCUUAUUACGCUUUCGACUUUCGGUUUUUUUUUCCUUUCACAGUUCACUUCGUCUGCUUGAUUUUUCCCUCCUCGCUUGCUUCCCCAUUGCAUAUCCACGGCCGAAAUUUCCCUCCCUCUAUUUCAACACGUCUAGAACCCGCUUUUGUCAAUUCACCACCUUCUCUAAACUCUCUCGCAACGCCCGCUCGACGAACUCUCCCUCUCUCAGAGCCAAACAUCGAGAAGAUGUUUUCUGGUAUUUACUUUCCAUGUCAUACCAACGAGCUAAUUCAUGCUUUCGAUCCGAGUCUGAGAUCUCACCAAGGAGCUUGCCUUUCGUCGGUUAUGGUUCGAGGAGUACGAGUGCGAGUGGAUGGAUGGAUAAACAUGCAUUCGAUAGCAUCUUAUCUCAUCUUUGAAAACUUGACACCAUUUGCUGGAUUCAGAUUCAGAUUCACCUUUCUUCGACUCAAUACAAUUUCUCACGCGGGGUGUGCGAGGCGACACGAUAUGAUACGAUAGAUAGGACACACCCACUUGCAACCGGAGUCGAUUUCUCUCUACUUCCCUGGCCCUUUGUUUUAUUUCAUUUUCCUUUCUUUUCCUAGGUUCGCGUCGCGUUCAGGUAGUUGAUUGAUUCAUUCAUUCAUGCAUCCAUCUCUUUCUAUUCAUUCGGGUAUGGAUAGUCAGUUGGUCAGUCAGUCAGUUAGUCAAUUCAUCAGUCGAUUCCUCAUUCAAAUCCUCGUUUAAUCCAGAAUGACGAUGGUGUUUGCAACAUCUUAGGAGGAAUAUCACGGUUUAUUUCAUUCGCUCAUUCAUUCAUACAUACGUACAUUCACACAUUCCUAGGUGGCAGAUAGAUGCAUGGAUAGCAGACACGCAAAUUCAUACACUCAUCCAUCCAUCCAUCACAAACCCAUUUCUUCAAUAAUUAAGAAUGAUAAUAUCACAGAAUGAAUGAACAAGGAUUAAUGAAUGAAUCACAGCUAGUUAUCCCACACAGAAGCAAUCAAUAAAAAGUUUUGCGA
This is a messenger RNA of Botrytis cinerea B05.10, 2279 nucleotides long. RefSeq lists its product as hypothetical. Bases 291 to 1022 code for a protein of 243 amino acids. NCBI's taxonomy places the organism in Eukaryota, Fungi, Ascomycota, Leotiomycetes, Helotiales, Sclerotiniaceae. The record is from RefSeq and is a predicted model, not a curated record. The transcript has 7 exons.